Molecule: messenger RNA, 2215 nt
Organism: Microplitis mediator
Lineage: Eukaryota; Metazoa; Arthropoda; Insecta; Hymenoptera; Braconidae
Exons: 1
Coding region: 305-2200 (631 amino acids)
Source: RefSeq, a predicted model, not a curated record
UAAGCGAUAAAAUAAUAAUAUUUUAUCUUCUGAUGAUCAUAGAAAUGAAAUGUAGAUCAGUAUGAUGAUAUCACAUCGUAAAACACUCCCGUUGAUAGCCGUAGUAUUAUUGCAAAUAUAUUUUACUCUUGACAUAAGCUUAUCGAUCGACGAAAACACUAUCUCGAGAUCGAGAUUCUACGAUAUAUUAGUUUCCAGAAGUAAAAAAAAUCAAUUUAGCAAAGUAAUGGACAACUUUUUCAACACGUUUCAUAUUCGGAAUUUAUAACUCAACUGUUACAGAAGUUUAAUAUUAAUUUUCAUUAUGGCCAGAGUAUUUUUAAUUAUUAUCAUCGUAUAUAUAAGUGGUUUUUUUGAGUGUUUAAAAGGUUCAAAUUCAGAACAGCUUGAAUGGCUUUCUGACUUGCGUAAUUACAUAAAAACUAUUGCAGACGAGUAUCAGGUAAUGAUAAUUAAUUCUGCAAACCAGACAGAAUCUGUAGAUAAUCCAUCGAUACGUAAUUUAUUAAUCAGUACAAUUGAAAGUCGUCCUACUUUACGACUAAGUCUUAAUAGAUCAUCAAAAACAAGUCAGAAUAAAUUGUACGAUGAAAUAAGUGAUACAGCAGGAACUUUUUUCAUUUUAAUCCGAGAUCAUAAAUUUACUGACAUUAAAUCUUUGAUGAAUAUGAUCGACGUGUUAAAAGAACUUUCCUUAACAAAAGAAAUAACAAAAUUUUUACUUAUUUCCUUAUCCAUGGAAUCAAAUGAAACUUUUGAGAUUAUUUUUCAGUAUACUUGGAAAAAACAAAUAGUAGAUAUUACAAUUUUAGAAAUACCAAAUUGUGAUAUAAAGAUAAAUACAAUCCUGAAAGAUUGUUCUGAAAAAAUACCUACAAUUCAUCAAUUCAAUCCGUUCUUAAAUUUAUUUAAGCACGAACUAUAUUCAUCUGAAACUCAGUGGUUCCCAAUAAUUAUGAAAAAUUUAUACGGUUAUCCUAUUAAAGUUGCACUUGUUAACGAUCCACCCUUUUCUUUAGUAAGAUAUAAUGAAAAAUUACAAGUAAAAAGUAUGUCUGGCCCGGAUAUUUUGGUAAUGAAAGCUUUGGAAUCAAAAAUGAAUUUCACUGCCAAAAUUCUACCUCAUUUAAUUGGUUACGAAGAAAUACGAAACGGUUCAAUAGAUGGACUAUUCAAAUUAUUAGAAUCCGAUAAAAUAGAUUUAAUAGCUCAUGUUAAUCCUCAUUACACUGAAGAUAUAACCGAAAAUGCAUAUCGUACUGGGGUGUUAUUUGUUGAUGAAUUGUGCGCUCUAGUGCCAAUAGAAAAAGAAAUUAAAGUUCCCUUGUCACUGAGUGCACUGGAAGCAAUCAUAAUAUCUACUACAAUAGUGAUUUCAUUUUGGAUACCGGCUUUUUUGUUAAAUUUCGACAGAAGCUGUUGGAGUAUUUUUGUUAUUUUUCGAGUGUUAUUUGGUAUUUCUGUAAAUAAACGUCCGUUAAUAACUUCUCAACGAAUUUUAUAUACAUUUCUUAUGGUUAUAUCGUUUUCAUAUUCUUCAAAUAUUUAUGCUUCUUUGACGAGUGUCAGUAUUGAUACAGACCGUGAAAUUGAAUACAGGAAUUUUGAUGAUUUGGCUAAAUCAUCGCUAACACCAAUUAUUUCAAAAUAUCUUUAUGAAAAAACAUUUAGUGAGAGUGAAGGAGCGAUAUUGGAAUUAAAAAAUAAAGUUAAAAAUACAACAAAUAUAUGGAGAUGCCCAUUUAAAGCUGAAAGAAACAAAAAUAUCACCUGUUUGAUGGGUAAACUUGAGAGUGAAAUUUAUUUAUCACUAAAAAAAUCAAAAAAACAGACACUAAAGCUUUCAAAAGUAUGUUUUUGGUCUGAUAGUUAUACUUUUUUAUUAAGAAAAGGUUCACCACUUCGAAGGGCAUUCAAAAACAUAUUUUUGAUAUUUUCUGCUGUUGGAUUACAUUCAAAAUGGUAUAAAAAACAUGCAGAAAUGGAACUGUCUGAAGAUAUAAUUGAAAAUACUGUUGAAGAAUUACUUAUUCCUACGAAAACUUUGCUUGAACAGCUGGCAGCUAUUUUAUUAUUUGGUUACAUAGCUUCCGGUAUAGCUUUCAUUGGAGAAAUAAUAUACAAUAAAAUACUGAAUAAUUGGAAAAUUAAAAGCUAUAAAUUUUACAAUUGCAAAAUAGUCGAAAAUAAUUUUACUUAAGUUAUAAAUUAUAAA